Molecule: messenger RNA, 2021 nt
Organism: Hipposideros armiger (great roundleaf bat)
Lineage: Eukaryota; Metazoa; Chordata; Mammalia; Chiroptera; Hipposideridae
Product: ADP-ribosylation factor-like protein 2-binding protein
Biological process (GO): maintenance of protein location in nucleus; positive regulation of tyrosine phosphorylation of STAT protein
Cellular component (GO): mitochondrial intermembrane space
Source: RefSeq, a predicted model, not a curated record
GCGGCCCGGCCAGUGCGUGGCUGCAGCCGGGAGCCUGAGGCCGGGCCCUCGAGCAUAGGUGCUGACCCGGCUGGGCCGUGAGUUGGCCGUCGCCUCGGUGGCAAGGCCUCCCCGAUGCCGGUUGGGGCUUUGCGGAACAGAACGGAGGCUGGGCCCGGGCCGCGGGCAGGGUAAGAGGCUGACGGGCCCGCUCGCUAGCACCGGGUGGAUGCGGCGGCGGCGAUGGACGCUCUAGAGGAAGAGAGCUUCGCGCUGCCUUUCUCUUCCGCCUCUGAUGCAGAAUUUGAUGCUGUGGUUGGAUAUUUAGAGGACAUUAUCAUGGAUGAUGAGUUCCAGUUAUUACAGAGAAAUUUCAUGGACAAGUACUACCAGGAGUUUGAAGACACAGAAGAAAAUAAACUCACCUACACGCCUAUUUUUAACGUUUCUCUGGUAGAAAAGUACAUUGAAGAACAGCUGCUGGAGCGGAUUCCUGGGUUUAACAUGGCGGCUUUCACAGCAACUUUACAGCAACAUAAAGAUGAAGUGGCUGGUGACAUAUUCGACAUGCUUCUCACAUUUACGGAUUUUCUGGCUUUUAACGAAAUGUUUCUGGACUACAGAGCAGAAAAAGAAGGCCGGGGACUGGACUUAAGCAGUGGUUUAGUGGUGACUUCGUUGUGCAAACCAUCCUCUGUGUCAGCUUCCCACAACAACCUUCAGCACUAGGCCCUCCUCCGGACAGUGAGCUUGUUCUGGACUGUGGCAGCCCAGGAUCCUGGGAGAGCCUUCAGCUAAUGAUGAAACACAUCUUGGAAAGAGUGGCUCUGUUCUGCAAUCUUCAUUAACGUUAAGUAUUGAUGGGUCAAAAAAAAAAUUAUCUGACCCUCCUGGGACCUGUUUCCGCUGAAAAACCUUGUGUUCAGUGACCCUAGUACUGCUCCCCAAGUAGAGACCUCGCUCAGGGCCUUGAGCUGGGCUCCUCCGGAGCGAGCCCACAUCCAGCAUUCCACCUGGGGGCCCUUCCCCAGCAUCCCUGUUGGUGUAAGCACCCGCCAUCACCAGCCCUUUGUCCCAGCAGGCUUUGCAUGAAAUCUUUUUGUGCGCUCGAGCUUUUCACAUGUGUCAAAGUUUCAGUCCUUCAGCCUCAGUGGGGUUUUUGACUGUCUGGGAAUAUUUAUCUAAGGUGUUGCUCAAGCAGCUGCCCAUCUUGAGAUUUCUAGAGCUCCUAUCAUCACAGUUAGUCUUGUCUGUAGGAAUCAACUGAGAUGUCUUUUAUCUAAAAGCUACAAGUGAAAACUAGUCUUAUAGUUUGUAGUGCUUGUAUCACUGUCUUCUGAUGCAGUCCCCAUUUCUAGAACUUUCUUAAGGAUUUUUGAAAAAAUAUUUUUAUAGGUGAAUACUCAGGCUAACCUAGUGGAUAUAAUCUUGGAACCCCCAUGAUUACCCACUUAAAGAUCAAAGUAUUAUAUGCUGUGUGCUUUUUAGUGUUAGUGCUCUAAAGCAAAACUGCUGUGUUGGCGCUCCUGUUUUACUGGGCACCAGUGAAGGUGUGCUUGAGCUGGAGGGAGACUAAAAGCUAUCACUUUUCUUGUAGCAUAUUACGUGUUUGUGCAGGUUUGUUUCAAACCCUUUCUGUAUAAAUUAGUCUGUUAGGGUUUCUGUUGGGGUGAGGGCUCUGCAAUUCCUUCUUCCUGUUGGUCUUCCUACCAAGACGGUGUUUUACUGGCCUAGCUCAGCAGGGAUAGGAGACAGCAGACAGCUUCAUGGGUCACCUGCCUGCUCUGAUUUAGUGCAUUGGCUUAGCACAAUGUUUGAUAGAACCUUACUGCCCAGAAAACGUGGCUGUCACCUCUCUAGAAAUAAGACAUACCAGUAGUAGUUGUUCCUAGAUUUUUUAUUUUUUUUAAGUAAAAAUAACAAUCUGUACUGACUUUUCAUUUGGCUAUUCUGGUUUUAAAGGAUGAGCUAUAGAUUGUUUUCUGUACUGAUGUGGCGCAUAUUAAAUACUUUUGUACCAUGAAAAAAAAAAUCCUGCAAUG